CCACGUCAUCCCCUCUGUCCACUUGGCCAUCGACCUCGCCGCACGUGGCUUCACCGUCACCUUCAUCAACACCCACGCCAUCCACCACCACACCUCCAACGCCCAUUCGGCGGCCGGAGAUGAUUUGUUUCCGGCGUACGGAAGUCGGGGCUGGACAUACGAUACAGAACCAUUUCGGACGGCUUGCCGGUUGGAUUCGACCGGUCUCUGAACCCGACCAGUUUAUGGGGUCGUUGUUGCAUGUGUUUUCGGCCCACGCGGAGGAGGAGUUGGAGAAGAUUGUGAGAACGGCGUCGGAUGGCGGAGGCCCGGCGGUGAGUUGUCUGAUAGCGGAUACGUUCUUUGUAUGGCCGUCGAAAGUGGCCAAGAAGUUUGAUUUGCUUUAUGUUUCGUUCUGGACCGAACCGGCUUUGGUUUUUACGCUGUAUUAUCACUUGAACCUUCUACGCAAGAACCGCCAUUUUGCUUGCCAAGAUAUUCGAGAGGACGCCAUAGAUUACAUACCUGGGGUACCUACAAUCAAUCCACAAGAUACGAUGUCGUAUUUACAAGAAACCGAUACGACGUCGGUUUGUCACCAAAUCAUAUUCGCAGCAUUUCAGGACGUUAGAGGUGCAGAUUUCGUGUUAUGCAACACCGUACAAGACAUCGAAAACGAUACCGUUUCGGCUCUCCAAGCCCAAAUCCCAUUCUACACCAUCGGACCCAUUUUCCCACCUGGAUUCACCAAAAGCUCGGUCGCAACCAGCCUAUGGGCCGAGUCCGACUGCACCCACUGGCUCAACUCCAAACCCCACGGCUCAGUCCUCUACGUUUCAUUCGGAAGCUACGCCCACGUCACCAAAACCGACCUCACCGAAAUAGCCCAUGGGCUUUCAUUAAGUGGGGUCCAUUUCAUUUGGGUGCUCCGACCCGAUAUCGUCAGCUCAAACGAUACCGACCCAUUACCCAUUGGAUUCAGGAAGGAGGUUGCUGACCGUUCGAUGAUCGUGCCAUGGUGUCAUCAAAAUCAAGUGCUGGCCCACCCUGCAAUCGGAGGGUUCUUAACUCACUGUGGAUGGAACUCGAUUUUGGAAAGUAUUUGGUGUAAUGUACCGUUGUUGUGUUUCCCUUUGCUUACGGAUCAGUUCACGAAUCGGAAAUUAGUGGUGGAGGAUUGGACGGUUGGGAUUAAUUUGAAAGAUGGACGGCAGAUGAUAAAGAAGGAAAAAGUUGCGGAGAAGAUUAACCGUCUGAUGGAUGGAAAAUCAGGGAGUCAGUUUAAAGCUGCGGUUAGAGAAGUGAAGAGGAAAUUGGAAGAUGCUGUGAAACCCAAUGGAUCGUCGGAUAAAGCUAUGAACCAAUUUAUCAACGAUCUCAAAGUCGCUAUCUCAAAUAAAUUUGAACGGGUGAAAACAAUAAGCAUUGGGUUCUAGAUUUACCAAAAGUACUCUCAAACUUUGCUAAAUGUUUCAAAAAUAUUCUACCUCAUUUAUAAUUUGUAACUUUGUCACGGAUGUUUCAAAAUAAACUUUUUUUUUUCAUAGAAUUAGAAAAUCGUUAGAAUUCUGAAUAAAAAUUGAGACUUGAAA
Molecule: messenger RNA, 1571 nt
Organism: Benincasa hispida (wax gourd)
Lineage: Eukaryota; Viridiplantae; Streptophyta; Magnoliopsida; Cucurbitales; Cucurbitaceae
Product: UDP-Glycosyltransferase superfamily protein
Molecular function (GO): quercetin 3-O-glucosyltransferase activity; quercetin 7-O-glucosyltransferase activity
Source: RefSeq, a predicted model, not a curated record